GAAAUUUUUAAGAGCUACUGGGAACAUAGUGCAACAACCAGGAAUGAAGUGGACUUAGGAACAUGAAGUUACGGAUAUCCAUUCUUCUGACGCUGCUUUCCAUGAACAUUGUCCGUGGUGGUGAGGGCUAUUAUCCCGAACGGUAUCAGAAACAAUCCAGUGUGAAGGGGCCACCUUUCUUACCAUUCAUUACAAAAAGCCAUGUUUUACAGGCAAGGGGAGAGCAAGGCCCACCUGGCCCAAGAGGGCAACCAGGCCCUACAGGGUCACCAGGAAAACCGGGGUAUGGAAGCCCAGGACCUCAAGGACCACAAGGUCCCCCUGGACCACCAGGACUUCCUGCUGUUGGAAAGCCAGGCCUGCCAGGAGUGCCAGGAAAACCGGGUGACAGAGGAUUACCGGGUGAAAGAGGAGAAAUAGGACCUGCUGGUCUCCCGGGGCCAAGAGGGUUACCAGGAGCCUCUGGAAUUCCUGGUCCAGCAGGGAUUUCUGUUGCUGGUAAACAAGGACCCUCAGGGCCACAAGGGCCCAGAGGUAUCCCUGGAGAAAAAGGUGAACCAGGCAUACCUGGCAUAAAUGGACAGAAGGGAGAAAAUGGAUAUGGAAUUCCUGGACGCCCAGGAGAAAGAGGGCUGCCAGGGACACAGGGGCCUCCAGGACCACCUGGACUGGCAGGAAUAGGGAGGCCUGGGGAGAGGGGAUUUCCAGGACAGCCAGGUAUUAAAGGUGAUCGGGGUUUACCAGGCACACCAGGACCAGUUGGCAACCCAGGUCCCCAAGGACCUUCUGGGCAACCUGGAGAGCCAGGAAUAGGAAAGCCUGGUCCAAGUGGGCCACCAGGAUUACCAGGAAUUCCUGGAGCAAAAGGACUUCCAGGCCCCUCAGGCUUGCCUGGACCAUCUGGUCUCCCAGGAUUUGGAAAACCUGGUCUUCCAGGGAUGAAGGGACAGAGAGGUCCUGAAGGCCUAAGUGGCAUUCCAGGAGCAAAAGGAGAACCAGGCCCAGUUGGUGCUCCAGGAGAACCAGGGCCAGCUGGACCUCCUGGGCAAAUGGGCCCACAAGGACUGAGAGGUGCACCUGGUGAAAAUGGCAUUCCUGGAGCAAAAGGUGAACGAGGCCCUGCAGGACCAGCAGGGUUCCCAGGAAUUAAAGGGGACAGAGGUUUACCAGGAGUAGAAGGGAAAUCAGGAUAUCCAGGAGAACGAGGACUUCCUGGCCCAAAAGGACUUCCAGGUUUGCCAGGUUCUAAAGGGGAUACUGGCCAUGUGGGGUCUCCUGGCCUACCUGGCCCAAUGGGUUCAACAGGACCUAAAGGAGCAGCAGGAUUUAAUGGGGAGCAAGGCCCAAGAGGCCCACCUGGAAUACCUGGUACAAGAGGCCCAGUUGGUCCUCCAGGUAUCCCAGGAAUCUCUGGCAGUAAAGGAGACCAAGGAGCACCAGGAUUACCUGGUCCAGCUGGUAUUGCAACAAAGGGCUUAGAUGGACCUACAGGGCCUCCUGGACUUCCAGGUCCAAAAGGCAACAACGGAGAGCCUGGAUUGCCAGGUCCCCCAGGUCCACCUGGCCCUCCUGGAGAAGCAAUAUUCCCAGAAGGCCAGGCACUAGCAGGCGUACCUGUUAUCAAAGCUGGUGCAAGUCAAGGUAUAACUGGAAUGCCUGUUUCAGCUUUCACUGCCAUUCUUUCCAAGGCAUAUCCCACAUCCGCAGUCCCUAUCAGAUUUGAUAAAAUUUUGUAUAACAGACAGCAGCACUAUGACCCCAGAACAGGGAUCUUCACAUGCAGGAUACCAGGACUUUACUACUUUGCUUACCAUGUGCAUGUGAAAGGAACACAUGUUUGGGUUGGCCUGUAUAAAAAUGGUUCACCCAUCAUGUACACCUUUGAUGAGUAUAAGAAAGGGUACCUUGAUCAGGCUUCUGGCAGUGCUGUUGUGGAUCUCAUGGAAAAUGAUCAAGUCUGGUUGCAAUUACCCAAUAAUGAAUCAAAUGGCUUGUUCUCCUCAGAGUACGUCCAUUCCUCCUUCUCAGGUUUCUUAUUUGCUCAAAUUUAACACCACCCUUCUCAAAAAAUUUAAUGAAUCUUAGUAUGUGUAUUUUUAUUUCUAGAUGUCCAGCAAAGGCUAGCUAAAGAAAGCCUAAACAUAAAAUUAAAUUUUAUUGCAAAUGCUGCAUGAUGUGCACUUUUAAACAAAGUUUCAAAAGGUAAUAUAAUUCUUCACAAAAAUGUUAACAUAUGUUAAUGCAACAUAAAGAAAUGUAUUUAAUUUAGAAGUUAAUGUACAUGCCCCAACAUUGAGAUAUGGUAAUUAUGAGAGACUAGGUUUUAUGAAAGACCAGAUAAUGUUUCCAUUAUGUAAGUACAGUAAUUUGCACAUGCUCCUCCAUUCACUAAGUAUUUCCAAAUUCCUUAGGCCUAAUGCUUCCAGCCUUAACCUACCUAUUCCUAAUAAAUCUGAUAAUAACAUUGCACUUUUCCAAACUUACAGUGCAAUGCCGUGCAGGCUUACACCUUUCGAAGCCCACUGACUUCAGUGGACCUCAAAGGGUGAAACUCUGUUCAGGACUGCACUGUUAAUAGUUUUAGGACUGUAGUCUAACACAGGUCACUUUUUUUGUUUCCAAAGUAGACUAAAAUUAUUUUAAUAAUUUAAAAAGAGGCUAUAAUCCAUUUCAAGAUAGUAAACCAACCCCUUAACUACUUUCUUUAGAAAUCAAUGGAGCUUUUAUUUAUUUUAUUAUUAUUUAAGACUGAAUUGUAAGUGGUAAACUUAUAUAUGACAUUUUCCAUGUGAUAAAUACAAUGAUCACUUAAAUGAUCUCAGUGUCAGACUGCUAUAAUUAAUCAGUAAGAAUUAUUAUCUUACCACACCAAGUAAUGAGCUAAUAAAGCAUUAACAUUUAUAUUGUAAAAUAAAAUAUAUGGUGCUACAGAUUAACUGGAAUGUUAAUGUUAUGAAUAAAAUUAGCUUAGCUUUUGUCAACAAGAGACUUCUCUAUUAAAAGAAAAAUAUCCCCAAUACUUUAAAAAGCCUGACUUACAUAUUAGAACAAAACUGCUACCCACAUCAUUUCUCGGAUACUAGAGAAUCUUCUGUUAUAGCUAAUACUUUUAUUAAGAACCUGAAGACAAGGAAUCUUGUUUUGGGUCUUAAACUUACUGACAAUAUAAUCCUAAACAUUUGCAGUGAAUUAUUCACUUUCAAAACCAGCAUACUAUUAAUUUUGUGGCACUGCACCAGCAUGACCGUUUGCAAAUCCCAGCAUAAGCACUUGCAAAGGCCACCUAAAAGAUCACUGGCCCCAGCUCUAAUACAUGCAACAGCUAUUGGUCCUCAUGGGAAUGUAAAUUCCCAUCCAAAUCACAACUUAUGUUCAGCCAGUUCAAUGGGACUUAGGUGAGUAUCAACUGGAGCAUGUGCUGAGAUAUACAGCUGUGCAAAUACAACUGCACAUAAAGAAGGCUGCAUCUCUAUUGCUAGGUAAUAUUGGGGGAGCACAUUCACUGAAUCUAUAAAAGCACAAUACUCAGUCUCAAGGAUGAAUAUAGUUGUUAAAAAAUGUCUCAUUUUAUCCUGAUCAGAGAGUUAACAUAUGGAGGAUAACAAUGUAUCCACUAAGUAACCUUGACACAUUUGUAUGAUUUAAAUUCAUUAGUUUUAUCAUAUGGUGCUUUUACAAUUGUUCAAUUACUGUACCAAGAUGAGACAAGUUAUAAGUGGGAAAGAAAACCACUGAUACCUUAUCUCACAUGAGUUUUUUGUGAUGUCAAAAUUGUUCGCAGUUCUUAUUAUGUUCAUUUGAAACCAGCAUUUUACAUUUUGUUCUAAACACUUCUAGUUGUAUUUUCCAAAUCUAUAUUUAAUAAAAAGUGAAACCUG
Molecule: messenger RNA, 3878 nt
Organism: Eublepharis macularius
Lineage: Eukaryota; Metazoa; Chordata; Lepidosauria; Squamata; Eublepharidae
Gene: COL10A1
Product: collagen type X alpha 1 chain
Exons: 3
Coding region: 63-2051 (662 amino acids)
Molecular function (GO): protein binding
Source: RefSeq, a predicted model, not a curated record